AUGAAUGACGAGAAUAAAUAUUCCCACAAACCCAAGGUUUUUAUUUUACUGUUGCUGUCGUUUGUCGAGCGCAGAAAGACCCUUCAUGCCUUUGAGAACAGAUUUCCGUGUCUGAGAGGCAGGUUUGGCAUUGUGGUCCCCCUUGACUUCAUGAGCUCUCUGGAGAACCGAUGGUCCUACGCUUUCGCUUUUGGUGCCACAGCACCUCUGAUAUUUCGUUUAUUCUUUGGCUUCAAUCCAUUCCCAUUCACACCACCACGCUGCCUAAAAGUGUUUGUGUACUUGAUAUUAUCUAUGGUGGUGGGCAUCGUCUGCAAGCCGUUCUUCGCCUGCCUUUCAACGCCACACAGAAUGCUCGGUGGUGUUCUGGGCCUGCUGUAUACACUCGCCUGGUUUAUUGUGCAGCUAUGGGAUUUAGUCUGGUGUAAGGCAGCAUCAACACUCAAUGAGGAGGACUUGUUUGGUUUUUUGAUGCAGUACGAGUGGUUAUUUGAUGUUCCAAAUUUACUGUCUUUGGGGUUCCUGUUCCUCCGAUUUGGCUUCAUGAUAGUGAAUGAUGUCCUGAUUCGUCUGAAGAAACACAGCAAUAAGGAGGAAGUAAAGAAACAUCAGUACAUAUAUGUUCAGACAUUACUGCGACAACCUGCUAAAGUGUCUGUGCAGAAAAGCUGGAUUCAGAGGAAAGUGUACGAGUGGGAUCCAUAUUUUAAAUUCCCAAAUAGGAUCAUCGCCACUGUCGUGCUAUCCUUCCUUGGAUUAUACCUGAUUGUGUUGGCUGAGCAGAUCUUUUCUACAUGGUGUAUUAAGAUGAUACAUGGACCGUGGCUGGAUUUUAUAUACACACACAUCUUUGCAUAUGAGCGAACUUGGAAAACUCACCUGAACUAUGCAACAUAUACCUGGUACAUUACAUCAGUGUGUGCUGCCAUCUCAUCUGUCAUUCAUAUUAGUCAUGUGAUGGUGUAUUACAGGAAGCACAUUAAAUCAUUGUGGGCUGGAGAGAAACAAUAUCUGCCGAAGACAUUCAAACCGAGACCUGCUGUUAGUCUGGCAGGACUUUUGAAGUGUCCCGGCUAUCAGAUUGCUUUCACUGUGUGGGGUUAUCUGAUCGUUCACUUGGCGAUGUUCACAGCUGGAAUGAUGUUUGUAUAUCUGGUUAUAUUUCCGAUCCGGGAAAAUGGCUUCCUCUCCUGGCUGCUCAACCUGAUUACAUUUUUGGCACAUUUCUUAAUCCUGUUCACUCUGAUGAAGCUUCAGCGCAUUGUGAUCAAGUGGGUUUUCCUGCAAGACAAAAACUCACCUCAUGAUAAAGAGAAACCCCUGGCACUCAAUAACAGGUCUACCAUCCUCCACAGGAAAGCUUUCCACACCUUUAACUACUACCUCUUCUUCUUUAAUGUGAUCCUGGGCUUGGGGAGCUGUGUGUUACGGUUAAUCAAGAGUGCACUCGUGGCUUUGAUGCUCGUGUCACGUAUUGAGAGGACCGUAAUGACUCAGGGCUUCGAGAAGUUAGAUGCAAGCCACUGUACAUGGGUGGGAAUGAUAAUAACAGAUCAUCAUCACAAUAAUCCAGUUCUGGUGUGUUUCUGCCACCUGCUGGUCAAACACAGCCUGCUGAGUGUUCAGGUGGAUGUAAAACCAGUCUGUUCAGCAUUUCUGGCAAAGAAACGAGCUGGUAUUCGUUGGGUUCUUGUGUACACCCUGCUGAGGAACCCUACAGUCAUCCUGCUGAGGAAGAGACACAGGAAUGCAAAGAGGGAAGAGCUGGAGCACGCUUUUACCUGGGCUAUGAUGACACACAGAGGGAAUAAAAACACGAUAAAAAGAUGGCAGUAUGAAGAGAAAUGGGUUGCUGAUGCCCAAGAUCAGACUCUUUAUGUUCUGGGUCACGGCACCGAAACCUAA
Molecule: messenger RNA, 1905 nt
Organism: Clarias gariepinus (North African catfish)
Lineage: Eukaryota; Metazoa; Chordata; Actinopteri; Siluriformes; Clariidae
Product: stimulated by retinoic acid gene 6 protein-like
Exons: 18
Coding region: 1-1905 (634 amino acids)
Biological process (GO): vitamin A import into cell
Cellular component (GO): plasma membrane
Molecular function (GO): retinol transmembrane transporter activity; signaling receptor activity
Source: RefSeq, a predicted model, not a curated record